This is a messenger RNA of Thelazia callipaeda (thelaziosis nematode), 2415 nucleotides long. Lineage: Eukaryota; Metazoa; Nematoda; Chromadorea; Rhabditida; Thelaziidae. The record is from the annotation of a GenBank genome assembly.
AUGGGAAGUGUGCCCUCUUUUACACAAGCCCCAUUUGCGGAUCAUUUGCCCGGCCCGAGUCAUGCGUCUCGCGACAUUUCCAGUGACAGCAAUGUAAACUGUUCAAAUACAAGUACACCUGUGCCGUUGCGACCUCCAGAGUACGAUCAAAUAGUUCCUACUCUUAGAUCUACCUUAGAGCAAAUGCGCAAAUGCAUUUCCAUUGACUUGGUCUCUGGAAGCCAAAGAGAGGCGAACUUUUUGCGAAUGAUCGACCGCAAAGUGCCUGUACUUUACGAACGGUCAGUUGUGGAAAAUGCCAUACGGCGUUACGAAUGUUUCUGGCUUCCAAUGCAGGCAUCGCGUCCAGACGUGAACAAUAUUCCACCACUAGAUGUGCACUGGGUCUGGCACUGCCAUAUGCUCAGUCCCACGCACUAUCAACAGGACUGUGAAACUAUUUGUGGUGCCGUGAUUGAUCAUAAACUGUUGAGCUCAGAUGAAAUUCAACAGCGUUAUGAGCAGUCAGUUAGCACUUGGAAGCGUUUCUGUGGUGAUGAACCUUACGAUUUUUUGUGUUCAAAAGCAAGCAGUCAUCCGCAAUAUCAACAAAAAUCAUCCUAUGAUAUCGCUGCAGCUGCACAACGACAACGCAAUUUUAAUUACCAGAUCUCUCUGCCACAUUACACAUCGCCAAAAUUCAUUACCGAUGCUGUCGAGCGUUACCUCAAUUUCUUGCUACUGAAACAAACUUACACGGAUCAGUUCCUUACUCCUUGUUACGAUUUUGAUAUUGUCUGGCACACCCAUCAAGUUCAUCCGCAUAAUUAUCUUCGUGAUUGUACUGCAAUUUUCGGAUGGUUGAUGAAGCAUGACGAUACAGUAAACGAUCGCUCCAAAAACAGUAAACUAUUGAAGGGUGAAGCAAUGACUAAACGACUUUGGACUGCUCAUUUCCAGAAGGGCUUCUGGCGCAGAGGCUCCAUGUACAGGGGACAUCCAGCGCCAUUUUUUCUUGGUUUUGAAGCGCAAGAUUUAAGUAACGUCGCUUACGGCCAAAUGCAUAUUCCAUCGAUUGCUCUCAGAGAAAUUCCUCUACAACGUGAACAACUGCGCUUGAAACUGCUGUAUGGAAAUAAGAAAGUCACAACAUUCAAUGCAGAUCUUACUUCUAAACGAGUGACAAAGGCUGGUUUCUCACUCGUCUGGCAGCCAACCGAAAAUAGUGCUCAUGCGUCGAUUGUGAAAUUUCCAUUUGAACGAAGUAACCCGAAGGAGCUGUUUGUAGAGUUGGAAUUGUUUGACAAGUUAUUCCUGCAGAAAAAAGAUGUAAUCAAGCUGACUGGUCAUGCUUCGUUAGAAGAGUUGCUUCCUUCAUCGAACUCAAAAAUGUCCCAAAAUAUCGCACAGAUCAGUGUGAAAAGUCGUGAACUGGCUAGCGAAUUAAAGGCAAAAGUCAACGUAACAACGAAUUUAUCGCUGAAUCGCGAACUUCAUCUGAUUGUUGGUGAGUUUGUCCAACAGGAACUGAUUCCUGACACUCGUCUGUGGUUUCUGUGUCAUUCAGCAGCAUUAAAUCGCGCUGCUUUGCAGUCUUCAAUGACUGUUCACAUUGCAACACAUACAUUAGUCGAUUCUCGUGAUGGCACAAAAUGUACUGUACAAGUAGUACACAGUGCUUCGUUAUUGCUAUCAAUGAUAUUGGUAUAUGGUAGUCAGCAAAGAUUAUUGUGUAUGGCACAUUUAGUUGGUGCAGAUACUCUUCCAUCGAAAGAUCAGCUUGAUACUAAUUUGCAGUUUCUACCUCAUUUAUCAGCUCCAGAUGAGCGCGCAUUCGUCGUAAUGAACAGAGACGGUGAUUUUGCCAUUGUUAAAGGAAAAUGGGUUGGUUUCAGCCGAAAAAUUCCCGGUGACAAAGGGCAGAAAGCAAAGCCGGGAAGUCCUGGAAAAUUACGAGUAGAUGUAUUCAACUUGUUAAAGAAUACCGUGCAGAAAUUAGAAGUACCAGGCUUAGAAGGAAGCACUCUAUUCAUUAUUGGAGAAGCACAAGCUCGUUUGCCAGGUAAACGAAUACAGUGCCGUUCGAUUCAAACUGCUGAACAUAUUGCUUGUGUUUUUAGUGUUGCAACUCUGUUUGUACUUUGUAAUCCUGACAAGGUUCGUUCACAUAGUGACACAAACAGCAUUGCACAUCAAUGCCAUAAAUGGCCACUGACAAUGGCGUGUGGUUAUGGUAAGGCGCUACCAUCGAAUCGUUACUUAGCUUCUCAACAGGAAUCUAUCGAAGGAUUGCAUCUAACAGCGUUAAUGAUCUCCAUGUGCGUGGGAACUUGUGAUGGAGCUGCGUGUGGAGCCUGUGGCGCUUGUGGUGCUUGCGGUGCGUGUGGUGGUUGUGGUGGUUGUGGUAGUUGUGGUGGCUGUGGUGGUUGUGGUUGA